GCAUUUCGACUUGAUCUCUGAAAGCGCGCGGAGCUGUCGUCUAUCUCCGUUUCACUUUGAAGGAAAGGCUUUAAAGCUCGUUUUGCACAGUAACCGGAAGUCGAGAGGGUGCUAUUGUUCCUUUUAUACGACCACGUAUCCAUAAGUAUCGGCUUUCUUUUCUUUUUUUCGUCUGAAUAGAUAAUCCUAAUGAUCUUAAAAUGCUGAUGAAGUUGAUACUGAUGGCAUUCUUGCCAUCAGGUAUUUUCGGAUUUGGAAAAACCGUUACAAUAGGCGGAUUGUUCGAGGAGGAUGAUUUGAGAGCAGCUGCGUUUAAGCUGUCCGUUAAUGUGUUGAAUAAUGAGAGACACGGAAACACCGAGUUGCCCAAACAGUUCAUCGAAACGCGGAUAAUUACCGUUAAUAAUGAUUCCUAUGAUGUGGCACAACACAUAUGUGACCUAGCUGACGAAGGAGUGGUAGCGAUUUUUGGUCCAAGUCACAAGAUUACCUCCAGGCAAGUGCAGAGCAUGUGCGACACGAUGGAGAUCCCUCAUAUCGAAGCGAGGUGGGAUUCUCGACAGAUACGGGGAAACGGACUGCUCAACAUGUAUCCGUAUUCUUAUACUUUGUCGGAGGUAUACCUGCAACUUGCUAAGGAUUUUGAUUGGAAGGCAUUCACGAUACUCUACGAAAGCACCGAGAACCUAAUUCGUAUGCAUGAACUUUUGAAAAUGUGGGAUCGCCGGGGAUCCACAGUUACCGUGAGGCAGUUAUCCGAAGGACCGAAUUACAGGCAAGUUCUAAAACAGAUCAAGAAGUCUGGAGACCUGAACAUAGUUCUGGACUGUUCGAUUGCCAUACUGUCAGAAGUUUUGAAACAGGCUCAACAAGUUGGCUUGAUGUCGAACAGGCACAGCUACAUUAUCGCGUCGUUGGACUUGUCGACCAUCGAUCUUGAGCCCUACCAAUAUGGCGAAACAAAUUUUACCGGAUUACGUUUGAUAAACCCCGAUGAUCCAGUGGUCAUUGAGACCUUUGACAAAAACGCACUGGAAUGGGGCGUUGACAGUCCUUCUCUGAUUUCGGUAGAGGCAGCUCUGGCUUACGACAGUGUCCAAGUAUUUGGAAGAGCCCUGAGACAGCUGGACGAAGCCGUUGUAGCUGACACGAAAUCUUUUUUAUGUCACAACGUGACUAGCUGGGAGCAUGGAUCUAGUCUGAUGAACAUCAUGAGAUCGAUUGAGACUACAGGAAUUACUGGGCUAAUAAAGUUCGACUCAUCUGGCUACCGCAGCGACUUCCAUCUUGACGUUCUGAGCCUGGAACCAAACGGCCUGGAAAAGGUUGGAUCGUGGAACAAGACGAAAGGGAUGAGUUAUCUUCCGAAGCCACUACUGCCAGAGGAAAUCAUCGAGAUCAGUCUCCGCAACAAAACGUUCAUCGUUCUCAUAGCGAUAACUCCCCCGUACGGAAUGCUUAAGAAGUCGCCGAAAAAGGAAGUUGGGAACGAUAUGUACGAGGGUUUUGGUAUCGAUAUCAUCGAUCAGCUAUCCAAACUUCUGGGCUUCAAAUACAUCUUUGAGGUCCAAACCGAUAACGUUUAUGGUUCGAAGAAUACUAUUACUGGAGAAUGGAACGGCAUGAUAAAGAAGAUCAUGGAAGACAAGGCGGACCUUGCCAUCACUGACCUCACAAUCACGGCCGAUCGUCAGGAAGCCGUAGACUUCACGAUGCCGUUCAUGAACUUGGGGAUCAGCAUUCUAUUCACGAAACCAAAGGCCGAGGGAUCCAGCCUCUUUUCUUUCUUGAUGCCAUUCUCGAAUGCAGUUUGGAUGUGUCUGCUGGGUACCUACCUCGUCGUCUCCUUGCUUUUCUUCGUCGCCGGUCGCUUGUGUCCGGCUGAAUGGAACAACCCUUAUCCCUGCAUCGAGGAACCUGAGGAACUGGAGAACCAGUUCAGUCUGAAGAACGCCUUCUGGUUCACUAUCGGUGCCAUCAUGCAGCAAGGAUCGGAAAUCGCUCCCAUAGGCAUAUCGACCCGCAUGAUGGCUGGUUUCUGGUGGUUCUUUACCCUGAUCAUAGUCUCCUCUUACACUGCUAACUUAGCGGUAUUUUUGGUUAUUGUAUCGAAGCCACAACGUAUUAAGACUGCCGCAGAUCUGCUCAAUAAUUCGUAUGGCAUAAAAUACGGAGCAAAAGUGAGUGGCUCUACCAUCGAUUUCUUUAAGACCUCGAAUGAUCCGGUCUACUCAGCGUUGAAAGAUUACAUGCUAAAAAAUCAGAAAGAAGUAAUGCCAGGCACGAAUGAUGAGGGUGUGAAUAAAGUUAUGCAUGAAAAAUACGCCUUCUUCAUGGAGUCCUCAACGAUUAAGUACGAAGCGGAAAGGAAGUGCAACCUUACCCAGAUCAAUGGUCUACUCGACGCAAAGGGCUACGGUAUAGCAAUGAAGAAGAAUUCAAAGUAUCGAAACGCACUCAGCACUGGCAUAUUGAAACUGCAAGAAAUGGGGGUCCUGAAGGAUUUGGAGGACAAAUGGUGGAAACAGAAAGGAGGAGGUGGUGCGUGUGAUGAAAAGGAAUCCUCAGAUGGUCAGCCCUUGGGUGUGGAUAACGUUGGAGGCGUCUUCGUCGUUCUGUUAGUCGGUGUAGCUUUGUCUGGAGUCUACACAGCUUGCGAACUGCUUUGGGCCGUGGGUUGCACAUCGAUAAGGGAGAACGUUUCCUUCGUGGAUGAGAUUAAGGAGGAGCUGAAGUUCGUCGUGAAGUGCAGCGCCGCGACUAAGCCGGUUAGACAAAGGAAGACUAGCUCUCGUUCUCAUGGGAGCCAUGGAAAAGGCAGCAAUGGAUCCAGCACUCCACCCUACGGCUUCAUGCCCACUGUUAUCACUACUUCAGCGGAAGACGAUUAGCGCGAUAAACGUAUGGGUACAUGGCGGAUGAACUGCGGGAUUACUAUGCAUUCACUUGAAGAGUUUAAACUGUCUAAACUGGGUCAUCACCGCAACAUUGGAAAUU
This is a messenger RNA of Diprion similis, 2997 nucleotides long. Its product is annotated as glutamate receptor ionotropic, kainate 2-like. NCBI's taxonomy places the organism in Eukaryota, Metazoa, Arthropoda, Insecta, Hymenoptera, Diprionidae. The transcript has 17 exons. Gene Ontology annotation, biological process: monoatomic ion transport; modulation of chemical synaptic transmission; synaptic transmission, glutamatergic. Gene Ontology annotation, cellular component: postsynaptic membrane; plasma membrane. The coding region runs from base 201 to 2891 and encodes 896 amino acids. The record is from RefSeq and is a predicted model, not a curated record. Gene Ontology annotation, molecular function: glutamate-gated receptor activity; transmitter-gated monoatomic ion channel activity involved in regulation of postsynaptic membrane potential.